UACUGCGCUCAAUGAUUGCGCAUGGAGUUGACAGCAAAGAAGUGCUGAUUUUCAAAAUGGUUUUAAGAAAUAAUCGUGAAUUUUAAUUUCAUUUAGGAUAAUUGAAGAUAUUUUCAUCAUGAAUUGUGUUAUACCUGGUGGUAAUCUAAAAAUUUUUGGAAAAUCAUUGCACGCUCUAUGCCGAUUCGGAGAUGCACUUCAUAUAGAACCAUCGGAAAGUAAAUUAUCAAUUAGAACUGUAAAUAUGACCAAAACUGCAUAUGCUGUGGUCGAUUUUACGCCAGCAUUUUUUCAGUUUUAUGAAGUACAAGAUGUUGAAGAGGAACAAACGGAUUGUUUGAAAUGUAAAUUACCGAUGAAAGCAAUGUUGAAUGCUUUUAAAAAUACCUCAAAUUUAGAAAAAAAUGUUUUAACGUGUAAAAUGAAAUACUCUGUGGAUAGUGAAAGUCUAACAUUAAAAUUUCGAUUUAAACAUGAAAUUAUUAAAACACACAUAAUUUACUUAUUAGAUGGUGAAACUUUAGAGGAACUAAAUCUUGCUGAUAAAUACUCAAAUAUGAUUGCAACACCUAGUUCGAUAUUUCAACAUGCCUUACAAAAUUUUCAAACAACAGAUAAUGAGAUCUCAUUUGAUGUUUUUAAAAAUAAAAUUACGUUACGUAAUUAUAUGCAAAAUGAUAUGUGUAUUAAAAUGCUACGAUCGCAAAUUACGAUACAUAGUACGGAUUUUAGUAAAUGUGAUAUUGGAGCUGAAACGGAUAUACGAUUUUCAUUGAAGUUGUUUCGAGCUGCUAUUGGAUUUGCAGAAACUUUUCAUUUGAAUGUUUCAGUUAAUUUUGAUACAAGUGGAAAACCACUUAUCGUUUCAACUAAAAAUGACCAAACUUUUGAGGCAGCAUUUGUACUUUCAACAUUGAGACUUGACGAUGAAACGCAAUCAACUGUCUCAGAUAAAAAUACUUCAAAACAAAUAAAAAUACGAACAUCAAGUUCAAGAGAAUCCGUAAAACGUAAAAUACCUACUCCCACAAACAACAAUGAAACACAAAUUGACACCGAAGAAAAUAUGUUAGAAAUAACAAAUAUGCUAUUAAAUGAUGAAGAUUUUCCAGAAGUAAUAGAAAAUGAUGCUAAACGAAGAAAGUCUGUAGAGAACGGUGUAAAAGAAUCUGAUCCUGAAAUUGUACAUACUGUAUUUAAACGAUGCUUUGAAAUGACUCUGUGCCCUACGGAAUUAAGUCAAGAUGUUUUGGCAGAAGAUUCUGAUGAAGAGAGCUGA
This is a messenger RNA of Chrysoperla carnea, 1279 nucleotides long. Its product is annotated as cell cycle checkpoint control protein RAD9A-like. The record is from RefSeq and is a predicted model, not a curated record. Gene Ontology annotation, biological process: mitotic intra-S DNA damage checkpoint signaling; DNA replication checkpoint signaling; DNA repair. Lineage: Eukaryota; Metazoa; Arthropoda; Insecta; Neuroptera; Chrysopidae. Bases 119 to 1279 code for a protein of 386 amino acids. The transcript is spliced from 4 exons. Gene Ontology annotation, cellular component: checkpoint clamp complex.